Messenger RNA from Solanum dulcamara, 1139 nucleotides. RefSeq lists its product as uncharacterized. Bases 65 to 853 code for a protein of 262 amino acids. The transcript is spliced from 6 exons. Lineage: Eukaryota; Viridiplantae; Streptophyta; Magnoliopsida; Solanales; Solanaceae. The record is from RefSeq and is a predicted model, not a curated record.
CUGCCAUCAUACAUAUCAGUUAUCACAUUUCUCUUUCAAUGUUGUUCUCUCUACAGAAGGGGGAAUGGCAUUCCAGUUGGUUCUUAGACCUCCAUUACUAGGUCGCCAUCUUAUCAAAGCUACUCCGCUUGUUGCCACUGGAUAUAGCACCUUACGUAUUCGGAAUUGCCUCACUAUGGACCCUCACAAAUCUCAAAAGUUAGUGCUGGAUGUAAAGGAGAGACUUGAAAGGGAAUAUACAGAUCUCCCAGUAGGAAGAAAUGGAAGAGAUGAUGAGGAGAUGAUUCUGUGGUUCCUGAAGGAUCGAAAAUUCUCAGUUGAUGAUGCUGUUUCUAAGCUGCAUAAAGCCAUUAGAUGGCGUCAUGAAUUUGGUGUAUCAGACUUGUCAGAAGAAUCAGUUAAAAGUAGUGCUGAAACUGGAAAAGCUUAUGUGCAUGACAAUUUUGAUGUCAACGGAAGACCAGUCUUGAUAGUGGACGCAUCAAAGCAUUUUCCUCAGAAGCAGGAUCCUGAUGAAGAUGAGAAGUUAUGCGUCUUUCUAAUUGAGAAGGCAUUGAGCAGACUUCCCGCUGGCAAACAAGAUAUACUUGGUAUAUUUGAUCUGAGAGGGUUUGGAACAGAGAAUGCAGAUCUUAAGUUCCUUACUUUUUUGUUUGAUGUGUUCUACUACUAUUAUCCAAGACGAUUGAGUCAGGUUCUUUUUGUUGACGCUCCUUUUGUGUUCAAACCACUAUGGCAGCUUGUCAAACCCAUGCUCAAGCAAUACUCGUCAUUGGUGAGAUUUUGCUCGGCGAAGGAGGUCAGGGAGGAGUAUUUUACAGAGGACACACUCCCAGCUAGCUUUAGAAAAUGAAGACAAGGAGCACUUGUUACACCAAUGCUUUGAUAUACGGGGAAAAAUAGAAACGACUGGUACAUGAUACAUAGAAGCUUUGACGAAGAUAACAUUGACAAGCUCAAUGUUGGAAAGGGCUAAUGAAAUCGUAUUCUAGACGUUUCAAAUUUGCAUGAACGGGAGACAAUCUUUCCUAAAGCCCUGUGUUAGAGUUAGGAUCAACUACAACAUCAAUGAUGUAUCAAAAAAAGCUCAUACAAUGUAUACUUGGUUUUGAUUCAUAUACAAUAAAAAGUUACUGUGA